Messenger RNA from Patiria miniata (bat star), 1292 nucleotides. It is a transcript of the gene mettl15, whose product is annotated as 12S rRNA N4-methylcytidine methyltransferase-like. Gene Ontology annotation, molecular function: rRNA (cytosine-N4-)-methyltransferase activity. The transcript is spliced from 5 exons. Gene Ontology annotation, biological process: rRNA base methylation. NCBI's taxonomy places the organism in Eukaryota, Metazoa, Echinodermata, Asteroidea, Valvatida, Asterinidae. Bases 147 to 1145 code for a protein of 332 amino acids. The record is from RefSeq and is a predicted model, not a curated record.
UGGCACCCUUGCUUCUGGGAAGGAGAUCCUUGUCUCUCGCUGCAGCAUUGUUACAUCCGAGAGGCACUAGAAGAACUGGAAGCCUGGAAUUCCAAGACGACCAAAAUGAUGAAGAUGAUGAUAGUAGCACCAGUCACAUUCCUGUUAUGAAAGAAGAGGUCAUAGAGGCAUUAUCACCUCAAGAUCAACAGAUCUUCGUUGAUAUGACCUUUGGAGCAGGUGGUCACACGAGGGCACUCUUGAAUCAUGGUGCUGCUACCGCACAGGUGUAUGCGCUGGACAGGGACCCAGCGGCACACACAUUGGCUCAGAAUAUGGCCAAGAAGUACAACGGGAGAUUACAUCCUCUACUGGGUCGCUUCAGUGAGUUAGAGACCCUCCUUCAAAGUGAGGGUCUAGGCACAGACUCAGUUGAUGGGAUUCUCAUCGAUGCAGGGUGCUCCUCGAUCCAGUUUGACACAGCUGAGCGUGGUUUUGCCAUCAGCAAGGACGGGCCACUGGAUAUGCGAAUGGAUGGCACAAGGUUUCCUUCCCAACCAACAGCAGCUGAUGUCGUCAACUCCCUUGAUGCCCCGACCCUUGCCAAGAUCUUCAAGACCUACGGGGAAGAGCCCCGCGCUAAGAAAAUAGCGGCGGCAAUCGUUGAGUACCGCCAGAAUUAUCAACCAAUCAGGACCACCCUGGAGCUGACCACUAUCAUCUCUUGCGCCUUCACGCACACUGAGUCACGUCAGAACAAAGACAAGCUCGGCCGACAGGCCCACGUCGCGACGAAGACCUUCCAAGGGUUGAGGAUCUUCGUCAACAAUGAGCUGAACGAGCUCAGCACGGGGCUUGAAGUUGCCGGGAAGUUCUUGAAACCCGGAGGGAAGCUCGCUGUCUUGACUUUCCACUCCUUGGAGGAUCGGAUCGUCAAGAGGUUCUUCCAGGGGAGAGAAGUGAACGAAAGAGGAAAGAGCAUCCACCAGAAGCAUCGGGAACAUCUUCAAAGAGACUUUGCAACAAACUCAGAACCAGAAAGAACUGGCGAGUCCAAAAUAUGGGCUCCAAUGAACAGGAACAAAGUGAUACUUCCCAGCGAAGAGGAAAUAGAAGAGAAUCCGAGAUCAAGAUCAGCAAAACUGAGAGUCGCUGUAAAACUAUGACAUUGAAAGGUUGGACAAGUUUAUGAAGACAAAAGCAGAUUUUUGUUCUCAAAAAAAUUCUGUCAAAUAUAGAAGUUAGAGUGCCUGACUUUUGUCAGAGUCAAAUGUAUUCCAAAGGUAUUCUUCUGAGUGAAUAUCAGAAAAAAA